AUGAACGUAUCUACAGCCAAGACAGAAAUUAGUGAUGCUAAAACCAAGAAGAAAAGUGGAAUGAUGAAGAAUCAGAGUCCUCAAAGAACCAGCGUCAGGGUUGUGGGCCCCCAAAUAAUGAGUCAAGUAGCAGCUCCUCUCGACAUUUCGCAAGACUCCAUCAUUUCUGGGGCUCUUAAAAUCGUGGAAUCUCCUAUAGGGGCACACAAGAAAACUUUGACGACAAGAAGCGGGUCUCUUGUGAGAAGAGGAUCUUCGAUCAGCCAAAAAUCAAGGGCGUCGUCUGGGGUCAGUCAACGGAGAGGGUCGUUGCUUUGCGAACGACGAGCUAGUGAACUUCAGUUGGACAAUGCUGAUCGCCUUUCAGGGUUGAUUCUGAACUGCAAGCAAGUGAUGGCCGAUCUUGACUGCGAUUUCGAGAGCGACUAUGAUGAAUGA
This is a messenger RNA of Cylindrotheca closterium, 438 nucleotides long. NCBI's taxonomy places the organism in Eukaryota, Bacillariophyta, Bacillariophyceae, Bacillariales, Bacillariaceae. The record is from the annotation of a GenBank genome assembly.